AGAGAGGAAACUAAGGCGCAAAUCAAAGGUAUGACGGAGGCAGAGAUCGGGAGCGUAGCUAAACCAAGAGCCAAGAAAGAGAUAGCUCCAGGGAGGUUGAUCGAUACAUAUGCAGCACAAUGCGAGAACUGUCACCAGUGGAGGGUGAUCGAUAGCCAGGAGGAGUACGAGGAGAUCAGAAGUAAAAUGAUCGAUGACCCUUUUACCUGCGACAAGAAACAAGUCGCUUGUGAAGACCCUGCAGAUCUUGACUAUGAUUCCUCUCGUACAUGGGUCAUCGACAAGCCUGGUCUCCCCAAAACCCCCAGAGGUUUCAAGAGGAGCCUUGUCCUCAGAAAAGACUACUCUAAGAUGGAUACUUACUACUUCACUCCUACUGGUAAAAAGCUUAGGAGUCGCAAUGAAGUUGCUUCGUUCGUGGAAGCCAAUCCUGAAUUCAAGGAUGCGCCUCUUGAAGAUUUCUCUUUCACUGUCCCUAAGGUGAUGGAGGACACUUUUCCUCCUCCUGGUGAUGCUAAGCUUGAAGACUCUCCUAGUCCUAUUGCUACACCUUCUGAUGAUGUUGUUUCAGACAAGAGCACCAAAUCCAAGCAAACCAAAGGCAAAUUAAAGAUUGAAGAUGAGACUCUCUCCGCUACUCCUCACGUUUCUUCUGCUCUCUAAUCAAAUAUUUGCGUUGCGAGUUUGUUUGUUGAUUGGCUUUUUUCUUUUUUAUCAAACUGUCACUGAGCUGGAUAUUUGUACUUCUUAAAGGGGGGGCUUUUUUUUUGUUAAGAAGCUAAGCCGCCUCUCUGACCUCUCUGAUAAGAACUCGUAGUUUUAAAUGUCAGAAUCAAUGUUAACAUGUUUGCA
This is a messenger RNA of Eruca vesicaria subsp. sativa (arugula), 852 nucleotides long. The record is from the annotation of a GenBank genome assembly. NCBI's taxonomy places the organism in Eukaryota, Viridiplantae, Streptophyta, Magnoliopsida, Brassicales, Brassicaceae.